AUGGCUCCGUGCCUUGUCCUGGCAACAGUGAGCUGCUCCCCUGGCACCGACAACGCUGCGCUGCUCCCCCGGAACCGGCACAUUGUGAGCCGCUCGUUCUGCCCGCCGUAUCCCUGCGCCUGCAGCCUAGGAGAGCGCCAGGAGCCUGGGAGAGCUCCAUCCAGCAUGGGGCUGGGCUCGUGGCUGCGGGGGCUGAGAGGCCGGCGGAAGAACCCAGCACCACGGUCUGGGGGCAAGAAGCCUCGUCGGGAGGAGGAGAACAAGGCGCGGGAAUUGGCUUGCAGCGUUGGUGGCUUCGUGUUGGGAAUAGUCCUGGCCAGUGCGUAUGGGGCUAUGGUGCUGCUGGAGCAGGGCCACAACAUUUGGUACUGCCUUGUCACCACCAUCUCCCUGGGCGCGGGGCUGGGGCUGGGCAUGGCCUUCUCCGGCAACGUGCGGGUCACCGUGCUGCUAUCGCUGCCCCACAUCUUCACCAGGGAGGGGAAGAUGCUGAUGCUGCUGCUGGCGCUGGGCAUGGCUGUGCAGGGCCCCUGCACCAACAUCCUGCACAACUUCUCCCAGGCCGCCGAGUCGCUGUCGUGCGGGGCCGAGCUCGCCCUCAACCAGACAGCCGAGCGGCUGCAACGUGCCCAGGAGCCAUUGCUGAACAUGCUGACCAAACUCAAGGAGAUAUCCCAGAAAGCAAAGGUGGUGGGUGACCACGUCCGCAAGUUCUUCCGCUCCCUCAUGGACUCCGUCAGCCACGUCUCCCGAGUCCUGUACAACGUCUGGAGGUGGCUGGUGAACGUGGGCAGGGUGUGCAACAAGGAGCUGGGCACGCCGUACCAGCGCUGCGUGCGCCUCUUCAACGAAGCCAAGGACAACUGCGAGCGCACCAUCCCCUUCCUCUUCUUCCUCUGCUAUAUCAUCGUCGCCUUCAAGACCCUCUGUGGUCUGGCCAACAUUGCCCUCGUCUUCUGCAUCAUCCCAUGGUACCUCCAGGCAUUCAUCAGGAGGCAAGUUGCAGUCCCCCUCACAAAUGCGAUGGAUCGUGUCCGCCAGGAGUUCGAGUUCAAUAUCUCAGCCGUGCACCGCUUCGACAUCAACCUCAGUGCCAGCAAGAGCCUGGGGGAGGUGGCCCUGGACAUGAUGGAGAGCGUGCGCGCGCAGCUGGAGCCCACCCGCCAGGUCCUGGGGCUCUUCACGCAUGUUUCCUUCUGUGCCAUCCUCUACAUUUAUUUCCAGGCACUGCGGUACCGUCGCCGAUACAUGAAGGAUGACACCUUCGACAACAUCUACAUCACACAGCGCUUCGUGGCGCUGGACCUGCAGCGAGCGGAGCAGGGCAGACCCACCGUGCUGCCCCUGUCAGCCUGGGAGAGGCGUCGCUACAUCCCCCCAGCCGCGCUGUGGCUGUCGCAGCAGGAGCGGCGCCAGUACGGGCUGCAGCUGGUGGGGGUCCUGCGCCACGUUCUGGUGGGGCUCAGCAUCAUCCUGGCCGACUACAGCCUCUUCUGGCUGCUUGACCUGAUCCGGCACCAGCUGCGAGGGGAGAUCAUCAGCAGGGCGCCAGCGGUGAUGGGUGUCAGCGUCAACGGGACAGGCUACACCAGCGAGAUCUUCCGGGACUUGGUCUCUGCUUUUGAAGUGCUGCAGCAGGGCAACAUCUCAGUGCUCUCCCCGCGCUGCCUCCUCCAGCCCGUCGAGCCCGACUACGGCACCUACAUCAGCAUGGGACUCCUCUACGGCACCUGCCUCUUCAUCGCCAUCUUCGGCAGCCACGUGGCACGCCUGCGCCGGGCGGUGUGUGCUGCCUACUACCCGGGCCGCGAGCAGGAGCGCAUGAUCUUCCUCCACAGCACCAUCCUGGCCCGGCGCGCGGGGCUGGUACAUGCCCUGCGCCAAGCCGCCAUGCACCGCACGGCUGACGCCAGGCAAGGCAACCUGCUCCUCUUCCUCAUUGCCAGGGUGCCUGGCUUUGACCGGCUGGCUCGGCUCUUGGGCAUCAAGCAGAAAAGCUGCUUGGCCUGUGGGAUAGCGGAGCAGCCAGACUUCAUCACGUGCAUCACGCCCGGCUGCAAAGGGUUGUAUUGCAGUGAGUGCUACAAAACCCUGAACAACAUCUGCUCCAUCUGCAUGGGCCCCCUGAGCUACGGGGACACCGGGGAUGAGGAGAUGGACUCCAGCGAUGAGGAGAUGGUGGGGCUGUGGCUGGGUGCUGUGCGGGCGCUGCGGGGCCAGGAGCGAGGGCGAUUGCUGAGGCAGCGCAUCAAGGAGGUGGCGGGGGGCCGGAGGGGCAGCCGGCGACUGCCCCCCAAGCUGGCAGCCUGGCUGCGAGCCCAGCUGAAGGAGGAGGCGAGUGGGGAGAGUGACUGGGACAGCAGCGAGGACAGCUCGCUCUCCAGCCUGGACUUCAGUUACCAGGAGCAGCCUGAGAGCAGUGGCAGUGAGCUGGAGGAGGUGAUGGCCCUGCAGCCACCCAGCAGCAAGGGCAGUGCCCGGUGA
Tyto alba (common barn owl) is the source of this 2484-nucleotide messenger RNA. It is a transcript of the gene DCST2, whose product is annotated as DC-STAMP domain containing 2. Gene Ontology annotation, cellular component: membrane. Lineage: Eukaryota; Metazoa; Chordata; Aves; Strigiformes; Tytonidae. The record is from RefSeq and is a predicted model, not a curated record. Bases 1 to 2484 code for a protein of 827 amino acids. The transcript has 15 exons.